This is a messenger RNA of Macrosteles quadrilineatus (aster leafhopper), 5197 nucleotides long. Its product is annotated as protein ovarian tumor locus-like. The record is from RefSeq and is a predicted model, not a curated record. Gene Ontology annotation, molecular function: cysteine-type deubiquitinase activity. Gene Ontology annotation, biological process: protein deubiquitination. NCBI's taxonomy places the organism in Eukaryota, Metazoa, Arthropoda, Insecta, Hemiptera, Cicadellidae. Bases 328 to 2550 code for a protein of 740 amino acids. The transcript is spliced from 17 exons.
UUAUAAUAUAAACGUGUUUAUACAUAUUAUGUGUGCAUAUCAAUUUUAACCGAAUGGUAUUCAAAGAACUAGCGUGUGUCGGGGAAAAUUGCUGCCGAGGAAAUGAGAUUGUAAGCCUGUUUUGGUGGCACUUUUGGAAUUCGGAUUCAAGCUGAGUGAUUGAGCGAAUAAGACAAUAGGGUAAGAAGAAAAGAAACAGCAAUAAAUAAGACCAAUAAGAAAACCUCAAAAUUUCAAGAACAAACUUGGCUUGUAUAGAAUAUUUUUGUUAAAAUGUGGUAGUUUUAGGAACUUUGUUUAUUAAAUUAUUUUGGUAAAUUUACGAUCAUGAUAUCAGCCAAUAAAUCAUUUAAAGAGCUCACCCGAGGUAAGGUAUGGGUAAAACCGACAGAUCAAAUGGAUUUAUGGUUGGAUUCUCAAGGAUACUACAGGAAACACACAGCUAAAGAUGGGUCAUGUCUUUACCGUGCAGUGUCCGAACAGGUAUUUCUCGCCCAAGCUUUCCACCUGGAUGUGCGAAGGCAUUGUGCAGAGUAUGCUCAGCGACAUCCAGAAUUGCUGGACAGUGUUAAUUACUGUACAAAAAAGGAAUAUGUCGAUCGCAUGAAGCAUCCCCACGAAGCAGGAGGCAAGCUGGAACUAGAAUUGAUGUCCCGAAUGUACAAGAGAGACUUUUUGUUGUUCAAUGAACCUGGAAAAUUGUAUGAGCCAGUAACGGACCACGGUUUUGAUAAGCAGAUCAUGCUUUGUCUGUCCCAAGAACACCACUAUGACUCUGUGUAUACCAAACAGUACAUUUCAAAUGCUGCGUUUUGCCAGUCUCUGAUUUAUGAAACCCUGUACAAAAAAGUGUUCCAACUGGAAGAAGUGGACUACGCUGUCAAAAAGAUGCUGCAUGACAAGACGUCCAAAUAUCAAAGAGAUCCGAGCUCGUUCUUUAUGAAUGGGUUGGACCUGAGGCUCGAAAUUAGAGAUAGUUAUUCAAACGUCAAAAACCUUCUUAACUUGGGUGUCACCCCGUUUCCAUACAAGGUGGCCAAAUCUCUGGAUCCAGAUAUAUAUAGAAAUGUCGAGUAUGACACUUGGAAUGAAAUAAGACGAGGUUUACGCUACGGGAUGUACAUGUGGAACAACCGAGAACUCCAAGUAGGAGUGAAGUGUCUGGUCAAGUUACCCUCGGACAGAGUGUGUCACGCUCACAUCCAGGACAUGUCUCCCGACAAGGGUCCGGUCAUCGUCUUUGUGGAGGAGCUUGGUGAAAAGAUGUCCGUGUCGUAUGAGAGUCUAGAGUUGUUGCCGCAGUCACCUCCAUCACAACCUCUGUCUCUUCCGCUCAAACAGCUGCGGCAACUACAAACUCUGCGGGAACUGACCUCACUAGAUGAUCUCAAAGAGGUUUUAGAUAAUGAAGAUAAAAGUAAUAAUGCGGACACUCCAUCAAGUCAUAACAGUGAAAAAGAAAUGAUCUGGAAAAGUGAACAUGACAGAAGCGGUGCGAUUGCUCCAAAGCUGAAAAUGUUCAAUGAUCUGUCAAAGUCUAAUAAGAAGACUAAUAGAUCGUACCGAAUAAAAAGCAAAGAACUUACUUACCAACCAAGUAGUGAAAGUCAUAAACGACAGAUGGAAGACAAUGCUGUUGUAUCAAGCACCUCUGACUGUAACUAUUCUCCCUCGGAAAUAUCAGCUACACACCACCGAGAAAAUGUGGAGGAAUACAAUCCCAACUCAUUUAACUACCAGGCAAUCGACCAUCACGCCGAGAGGGAGCGUCCAGAACAAAUAACUGUAGAGGCCACCAGUACUGUGGGUCCCCCCGCAAUGGUGUGUAUCGAGCCCCACUUCUACAUGCAGCCGAUGGAUGGCUUUGCCCCGCCAUCCACCUUCCUGGCUCCCCCCGCCUGCUACCCUCCAACUGACUUGCAACAAGUUCCCGUCUCAGAUAUUGCACCUCUGCGGUUUUACUACAAUUAUGGAAUUGAACAUUACUCUCAAAGAGUAAGACCGACUCCACCUUGUUACUUGAACACUGCCGUGACUUACCUUCCCGACAACUCCAUGAGUCCUGCGGUGUACGAUCACGGACCAUCAACGCCUAUCACCACUCCAGACUCGGCUGUGGUGAUGAGUCCUUCCCCAGUGUUCCGUCACCCACGUCCGGACUCGCUGCCUCUGCUGCCCAUGCCUCCGGAACCAGACUCCACCACCCACCACUCGUACUACCCCUCGGCCAGCCAUAACCUGGCCCCUAGGUUCAAGAACAAGCUCAGGAACAUGCAAGCUGGAAGACCCUGUGAGCCGCCAGUUGUCCAGCAGCCGGAAGUGUCGAGCACUACGAGUGUACCAGUCCCGGCACACUACCUGGCGCCGCCACUCUACUACCAUCCGCUUGGUGUAGAGGUUGAGUCCAACUAUUUGGAGUACGGCGUGUACGACCCUAACCUCAUUUACUUCCCACCAGUUCAGCCCGCCGUGCCUCCGCCUCAUUAUUUCCACCCAGACGCUCUCUUCUAUCAACACUUGAUGGCUGCUCCCCUGCCUUCUGCCAUCUAAGUGUUGCCACUGCUAUCGUAGCAAACCCGGUGCUGAUUACCUGUAAGGUAUGAGUCUUGUGUCCUUAAAGUUGCCUUAGUGUUACAAUUUUGAUUUUCCUUUCUAUGUAUGUUGAGAUAUACAAAUAUGUUAAAAACACAAAAUAACUAAAUGUAAUAUAAGUAUUUUUUUACCUGAGCUCAAUUAGGUAGAUUACUUAAAUAGUUAACAGUGUGGUUUACGAUUGAUUUAAUAUAUUCAUGUGAUCAAGUACAGUAGAACCUCAGUUCACCGUUAAAUCAGUUAUUUGUUACCACAAAAAUGAAAAGUAUUCUACAAAUAUAAUAUGUUAACAUUUAUAUUUUUAAACUUUGAUUCAUUUGCACAAUUUGUGACUUUCUAAAAUUAUCGUUUUGUUAUCCUUCUAUUCACUUAACCCUCAUAGUUUCAGCGUUAAGGGUGACGGUUAAUCGAGGUUUUGCUGUAAAAUAAUUAACACUUAUUUUCCACACAAGUGCAAUUAGAGAGAUAACUACUGAACAUGUGGUUGAUCUUGUGAUUUAAAUAUAAAAUAUUCAUGAUGUAAUCAUGUAAAAGAGUGAUGUAAAUACUUACACAUUCUGCCAUACACAUUUAGUAAGUAGCUCAUAGUGAAUAAGUAACAACGGGUACUAAGUAAUGUAUGUGAUAAGCUAAAGAGAUUAGGUAGCUAUUAGUAACGUGUGAUCUCAAGCAAUAUAAGUGUUACUUAAUGGUUGUAUAGUGGAAUUGGGAUGGUAAUAUACUUACAAGUAAAAGCCCUUGCUCCAUAGAGUCUUACACACUCCAACUCAUAGGGGUAGAAAAUCAUUGUUCCCAGAUUAUUUAUUUUUUUAAUGGCUUAAAGUUAGUACAGUAAGUUUGCUUUGCGAACAGUUGUAAUUUUCCAUGUUCUUUGUAACAUAUGAUGAUCUCUUAAACACUGUGAAAUCAAAAAUUGGGUAAGGGAUAGGACUUAUUCUGUUUUUAAAUAACUAAUUCAUUGCUAAAAAAUCUUGAUAAAAAUUUCAAAUUUAAUUAAUUAAUUUUGAAUAAACCUUUUCCUAAUAACACAAGUAAAAGAGUUCAUGUGAAAAUGAUAGUCAAAAUAUUUAAGGAUACAGAAUAAAUUACAUUAAAAUAGAAGUAAAGCUUUCACAGUCAAAGUAGACAUUUUAAAUCGAUCUUUGGGGAAUUACCGUCGUUAAACUGGCAAAAAUAUUGGCGUUUCAUAUGCAUUGUAGCAAUCCAUCUUUGGAACUAGGUUGAAUUGUAUCUAAAACAUUAGUCAGGUUGUUUUUGCCGGUUAAACGCCACGUUUACCUUUCUAAAACCGAGUUUUGACAAUAUAAAAAAUUUUACUAUUUAACAAAGGUUCAAAAGUUUAGAGAUAUUUUUAUAUAACAGAUACUCAUCAAUAUAAAAACAUUUUCCAAUACAACAAUGUUUAGGAAUAUAAUUUGUUUGUUCAACCAAGAUUUGAAACCAUAAAGAAGAAUCUUAUUUUUUAUACAAAUUAUACCCUCUUUUCCAUCCCUUAACCCAGUCAAAUUUAGCUCAAAUACUAACAGUAUUUUUCAAAAUAAAUCUUAAGCCUUUUUCAUUCAACGAAACCCAAAAACCAAGCUAGCUCUUUAGCUUAUGCCAGGUGCCACAUAGUUUUGGCCAGCUUUUAAACCCACAUCCUGAAUUGACCCACAUCCUCUAUUGAAUAAGUACACUGUGUCCCCCCAUUCAUAUCAACAACGUUUUUUAAGUCUUGAAUUAUAAAUUCUAGUUAAAAUAGAUCCUCAAUAAGAUUUUUGUUUGUAUCAGAUUUCUAUGUUGUAUAGUCUUUGCACGCCUUUAUUUUUGUAAAACACUUUUGGACAUUUAGAAGGUCUUUUGAUUUGCAUCACUAACGGUUUUGUAUCGUAGAUUUAAGAGUAUUAUGGCAGCGUCGAAAUAAGACUGAUUUGUAAAUAAACCAAUUGAAGGCAUAAUAAUCACUCAAAUAACUUGUUCAGAUAAGUUUGGUGGUAUAAAUUUUGUCUGUAGUUUUACAGAUGUAAUUGAUGUAGGUUUUCUGGAGUAUAUUUAGCUAUAAACAGGAUCCUUUAUUUUUAGAUACAUAGUACGGUAAAAAUAUUUUUGUUACUCUUUAUUAAUUACUUUAAUCAUGUUAGCUUUAUGUUUAUCGAUACCAUGCUAAUGAUGGUACACAACUCUAAAAAGUAAAGAUGAUUUAAAUUAAGUUUGAUAAGUAAGAUUUUGUUUGUUGUACCGGUACGUUUAAGUUUAUAAGUUAGUCAAAUAUUAUUUAGUUAAAACAAUUUAAAAUUGUUAAGUUUUGUUACAGUGUAUUUUAGUUACCUCUUCUAGAUCAUUUUGUUACUACCGGUAAUUUUGAAUUUUAUUUUCAACUCAUUAUCUUUGUACCUAAAGUUACUUUUGUAAGACUGAUAAAGUAAUACUUUAGGUAAUAAGGGGAUGUAUAGUAAUUGCACUUACUACAAAUUCAAGGGUUUAAAAUUUAUUAAUUCCCCCAUGAAUAGUAAUAAGCUUUGUGAUUGAUAGUUGUAAGUUUUGCUAAGAAAUAUUAUGAGCCAGUGUUAAGCUUUUAACACUACUCGAUGUUGAGAACAAUGUUUUGUUUGAGAGAUAAUUAAAG